AUGUUCAGUCGCGGCGGCUGCGCGCAAGAACAAGCGACUUCAAGAAACAUCACCAGCGCCACAACCCUCCUCCUCCUCUCGCGCCGCCGCCGCCGCCACUGGUUUGUCAACAAUAAUUCCUCUAAUCUGCAGUCUUGUUUCUUGAAUAAUGAGUAUCCAGCAAGCUUUGGAUCUCAAGCGGCGUCGCUGCUUGUCUCGAGCAUGAAGCAACCGAGGAAAGUAGAGGAUCGGUACGCGCAGCCCGCGUUGCCUUACGAAGGACCGCAACAAGGCUAUGAGAGUCUGAAUCUAGGGUUUGUGAAGGAUGUGAAGGUUGAGGACGGCAACAAUUUGAAUAAUAUGGGCAACAACAGUGCUGGUGAUCAAUGGCAAGCUAACUAUCCAUUUGAAGCCCUAAAUGGUGCAAGUGAUUCAUCCUAUAUGUACUGGAGCUCCGCUAUGGGAGGUUCACCCCCCAAAAUUUUCCCACUCGUAAAAGGGAGGGAAAAUUGCCCCCUUUUAUUUUCACGAAGAGCCAAAACCCCCACCCCCGCUCUCUCUCUCAUCAGCAAAUCGUCCCCAAACCGUGCUUCUUCUCUGAAGUUCGCCACCUUCGUCGAAGCUCACCGCCGCCAUCGUCGGAGAUAUCCGCCUCCGUCGAAGUUCACCGCCGCCUCCGUCGGAUCUCGUCAUCGUCAGAGCUCUCUCGCCGCCUCCCUCCCUCUCUCUCUCGCUCUGUAUUCUCAACUCAAGGACGAGAUCUCGUUCAAAGAUCAUUAUGAUGUCAAGAUGCCUUGCCACCUUAUUCUCUCAAAGCUUGCAGUGAAAUGUCCUUCUGCUGUCCUUGCAGUUUUGGAUUCAUUGGUUGACCCUCUUGAGAGAACUAUUAAUCAUAAGCCAAAGCUGGAUGCUGUUAAGCAGGAAGUUGACCGUAAUGAAGACAUGAUCCGAAGUGCUCUUCGUGCUAUUGCCUCAUUGAGUCGCAUAAGGAAAUAAUCAAAGAACUGAUAGAAAGGCUACCACACAUGAAAGAGCUUAUGAAUAUGUACUGUGGCCUUGAUAGAGUGACUGCAAAGCAACAAAUGCAGGAGUUAGACAGAGUUGUAAAAAGUCUACCAGAGAGUAUACCUUCAUCUGUGAAGAGGUUCACUGAUCGUGUCGUUCUUUCACUUCAAGUUUUAUUUUUUUAACUUAGUUUAGUUUCCUGUAAAUCUUAUAAUGUGUAAUUCUCUGAAAUGGAAAACACUGAAUAUGGAAAACUGGAAUAUUUAAACAGGCCUUUGAGUAUUGACUUGGAAAUGAAAAUGAAUGUAAUUAUUUUGCAACGGGAGCAAAUUCUUUGUUUA
This is a messenger RNA of Asparagus officinalis (garden asparagus), 1325 nucleotides long. RefSeq lists its product as uncharacterized. Gene Ontology annotation, cellular component: nucleus. NCBI's taxonomy places the organism in Eukaryota, Viridiplantae, Streptophyta, Magnoliopsida, Asparagales, Asparagaceae. Gene Ontology annotation, biological process: SCF complex assembly; protein ubiquitination. The record is from RefSeq and is a predicted model, not a curated record. The transcript is spliced from 7 exons. The coding region runs from base 1 to 975 and encodes 324 amino acids.